AUGAGAGACACCGCCACUGCCAAGCAAACUGGGCAAACCACCAGUUAUGCUGAGGCAGUCAGCUCAAUAAAAAUAGCAGUCCUCUCAAAAAACUACCCGGAGGAGACGCUGAGUGCUGAGCAGCUUACAGCACUGGAGGACGCAAUCGUGCAGGAGAUGAUACUGGGCGCGGAAUGCAAACUCCAAUUCGGGGGAAUUCACUUCCGCCCCAGUAUGCUCGUGGUAGACUGCGUCAACCAAGAAACGGCGGACUGGAUGAGGGCAAAGGCCCCCAGUUUGAGCACCUGGGAAGGUUCAGAGCUGAUGGUGUGCCUGGGAGACGACAUCCCAAGGGCGCACACCAUCACGGUGUUCUUUCCCAGGAGCACGGACCUCGAACCAGAGAAGUUGCUCACCCUAGUGAGCACACAAAAUAGGGGGCUCCAAACCCAGCUGUGGAGAACACUAGGGAGCAAGAAGGAGGGCAACGGCCAGCUCCUUAAUCUUGGAAUGGACGACGAGUCCUGCGAGGCCAUCAGGAAUAUGGGUUACACCAUAUUCUACAGCGUGUGCCGGAUGUCUAUAAAGGAAAAUCCAAAUGCUGUCGAAUUGAAACUGAACAUUCCUAUCAUGCUUUGUGUGUCCACCAUUCCUCAAUUUCCAGCUAUGAUGUAA
Molecule: messenger RNA, 654 nt
Organism: Phaedon cochleariae (mustard beetle)
Lineage: Eukaryota; Metazoa; Arthropoda; Insecta; Coleoptera; Chrysomelidae
Source: the annotation of a GenBank genome assembly